CUCCUGCUUGCCUGCGCAAGUAAACAUUUUGUUGCGUACACUCAAACACUACAUUCGCUUGAGCUCUUGUUCACCUGACCUAAAGCCCACAGUACCUCCAGAAGCCCUCCGGCCGACAGCUCGCUCAAGAAUGUCACAAAUGGAGAUGUUGGAGAAGCUGGAGGAGUUCUUCUGCAGCCCGAAGUUUACCUGUGCUAUCGGUGAAUUCAUGAGUGAAAACGCGGAGAAGCUGGAGUUCGUGCCGCUUGAUGGGGAGCAGCAUCUGCAGAACUUCGACAUCUUCAAGCAGUACACGUCCAUGGUGGAGCAGCAACUGGAGGAGUUCAUCCAGGCGGAGGGUCUGAGCGUCAAGGCCAUUUGCGAGGCGUGCGCCGCGGCCCAGAACGAUGACAGCCAUAUGCACAUCGCCGCCAUCGACUACCUGGUGGCCUCCACCGAGUACGAGUCCUUCAUGCAGCUAGCCUACGACCACGCCUGCAUGGCUGCGUACGAGCCGAACGAGCUGACGGCAUGGGAGCCCGAGGCUGAGGGCACCCGGGAAGCAGCGGUUGCUGUGGAGGCGGCAGCGUAAGCGGGGAGCUGCCUUCAGUGGGCGCCCGCGUGGCGACGCCAGGGGACUGUCCUGGGAUGGUGAUGGCUUCAGGGUGAUUAUUGAUUUGCAUGUUUGCGACUGCUGACUUGGACAGGGGAUUGUGCAACACGAGUGUGCUUUUACAGGGGCGAACGUACACGAUGCCCUGCUCAUCCAAUAUUUAAGUUUGUUUGCUGCCAACAUGAGGCGCCAUUGCGCUUUGCGCAAACCUGCUAUGCCUAGCGAAUAUUGGCCAUGGAAACGAGGGCGCUAGGCCCUGGAACGCUGGCGGGGCAAGGCUGAUGGGUGGUGAUCUGAGGGGAAGGCGGUUCAUGCAAUGUGCGCGAUGGCGCAUUCGAUUCUAUCCCAUCAGCUGUGCCAAUUGUAUCAACUGUAAAUGUAACCAUUC
Messenger RNA from Chlamydomonas reinhardtii, 980 nucleotides. RefSeq lists its product as uncharacterized. The transcript has 5 exons. Lineage: Eukaryota; Viridiplantae; Chlorophyta; Chlorophyceae; Chlamydomonadales; Chlamydomonadaceae. The record is from RefSeq and is a predicted model, not a curated record. Gene Ontology annotation, cellular component: axoneme; ciliary base. The coding region runs from base 131 to 571 and encodes 146 amino acids.